AUGACCCAGCGUUCGCCAAAGUUCCCCACACGGCCGGUGGCCCAGCUGCUUGGGUCGAAUGGCCCCGUCCACGCGCUCGCCUACUCCGCCUCCCCAGGCACCUACAUCCUCACAGGCUCGGCCGACCGUUCCAUCCGGCUGUACAACCCCUCCUCCACCACGCCCGCCCCCCCAAGCAGCAGCAACCACACCAACACCAUCACCACCCCCCCAACCACCAACCCCCCUCUCAACGCCACCCCCACCCAAGUAAAGACCCAGGCACCACCGCCCCUACCAACUGGCAAACAAAUCCAGACCUACACCUCCCACGCCUACGCCGUGCUGACCCUCGCCGUCUCGCCCUCCAACGCCCACUUCUGCUCCGGCGGCGGCGACCGCGCCGUGCUGCUGUGGGACGUGGCGACGGCGCAGACGGUGCGGCGCUUCGGGUCCGCGUCGACGGCGCACUCCCAUGCCGGGCGGGUGAACGCUGUCUGUUUUGCGGGUUCUUCCUCUCCUUCCUCUGGUGGGGGUGGGGGUGCUGGGCUGGGAACGGGUGGGGGGGAUAGUUUGGUGGUUUCGGGGGGGUUGGACUGCACGGUGCGGGUGUGGGAUGUGCGGGCGGGCGGGGCACGGCCGGUGCAGGUGCUGAGCGAGGCGCGGGAUAGCGUGACGGCGCUGGCGGUGGAGGGGGAGGUGAUUCUUGCCGGGAGUGUGGACGGGCGGGUGCGCGGGUAUGAUGUGCGGAUGGGGCGGUGUGUGACGGAUGUGUUCCCCGGGAGCGUUACGAGUUUGUGUCUGGCGAGGGAUGGGCGGACGGUGCUCGUCGGGACGCUGGAUAGCAAGAUCCGGCUGAUGGAUCGGCGGGAUGGGUCGUGUCUGAGGACGUACGCGGCCGAGGGGUGGCGGAAUGAGGAGUUGAGGGUGCAGAGUGUGCUUGGUGGGGGGGAGAGGUUCGUCGUUGCGGGGGAUGAGAUGACGGGGACGGGGACGGGGACGGGGGAUGAGGGGAGGGUGUGGGCGUGGGAUUUGUUGACCGGCAAGCUGGUGGCUACCAUACCCGUCCCCUGGGGCAGCGGGAGCGAGAACCGCAAGAAGGCUAUCGGGAGGGAUGGGAAGGAAAAGGAGCGGAAGAACGUGGUGAGCUGCAUCGCGUGGAAAGAAGGUGGUUUCGGGGACCAGUUCUGCGUGGGUGGCACAUCCGGGGUGGUGACGGUGUUCGGUCAAUGA
Molecule: messenger RNA, 1212 nt
Organism: Chaetomium fimeti
Lineage: Eukaryota; Fungi; Ascomycota; Sordariomycetes; Sordariales; Chaetomiaceae
Product: WD40-repeat-containing domain protein
Exons: 2
Coding region: 1-1212 (403 amino acids)
Biological process (GO): mRNA splicing, via spliceosome
Cellular component (GO): catalytic step 2 spliceosome
Molecular function (GO): protein binding
Source: RefSeq, a predicted model, not a curated record